This is a messenger RNA of Pistacia vera, 2266 nucleotides long. RefSeq lists its product as uncharacterized. The record is from RefSeq and is a predicted model, not a curated record. NCBI's taxonomy places the organism in Eukaryota, Viridiplantae, Streptophyta, Magnoliopsida, Sapindales, Anacardiaceae. The coding region runs from base 1 to 1512 and encodes 503 amino acids. The transcript has 4 exons.
AUGAGAACCAAAACGCGAGGUGGCAGAGCUCGUCUCUCUAAAUUGUCUUCACCAACUCUACCUCCAACCGCCAAAACCUGCUCACUUGUUUUUCCCACUCUCAAACUGGAUGAAGCAAAUGGAAACAAUGAUGAUAUUAAUACGGCUUCAGCUUUUAGUGAUAUUGGGACUGAUAAUCUAGUAGGAAUGCCUGGUGGUCUAGGUUUCAGUGGAGAGUUUAUGGAAAUGGAUUGGUCAGAUGGAGAGAGUUGUAUUAUAUGUGAUAAAAGUGGCAGGAAUUUGUUGGUUUGUAGUGAAAUUGGCUGCGCACUUGCCCUUCAUGAGAACUGCAUGGAAUCUGGACCUAAAUUUGAUGAUGUAGGGAACUUUUACUGCCCUUAUUGUUGGUAUAAGCGUGAAAUGGUGAGGACUCAAGAGUUGAGGAAGAAAGCUAUGGAAGCAAAGAGAGCGUUGCUGCAUUUUAUUGAUUCGAAAAUGGAUGGUGAUGAUAAAGGGAAGAAGAAUGGUGGAAGAGAUAAAGAGGAGGAGCUGAAUGUUUCUCCUCCUGUUGGAGAGAAAAACUUUGGUGAUUGUGAGGAUAGGAAGGAUGAUAAUCAACUUGAGAGUCAAUUUGUGGAAGUCGAGGAUGAUCAAGAAAAUAAUGAGGACACUGCAAAAUUAGUUGACUCCUGUGAUCAAUGUAAGACAGCUGUUGAACACCAAGGUGAACCUCUUUCAGAUGAUCAAAGUAUGAAGAAAUCACCGGGGGUCAAGUCACCUGUGAAUAUCACAAAUAAAGAAGGAUCCAGUAAGGAAAAUUUAUCUGAAAGUCAUGAGUUUGAAGUUUUAGAAGAUGAAGAAGAAAUACGAGUGGAGGAUUCAGGACAAGUUGAUGAUAGUGGAAACGAAAGGACUGUUGAAGAUCCACCACAAACAGAGCCCUGUAUUGCUUCCAGAGUACAAGAAAAUGCUGCGGAUGGUCCACAUCAGGAAGAAGGAAGAGAAAUACGUGUAUCUUGUUCUGUAAAGCUAAAGCGAGGAAGAAUGGAGGAUGAAGAGAAAAUUCUCCCGGAAACAUCAGGAGCUGAAAUGUCUGAUUCUGAUGCACAGACACUCUUAAUGCGUCAGAGGCGUGUUGGACAAAAAAGUAAGAAGAAAGCGCAUCAGAAUGUUGAUGCACCAAAGAAACGAUCCUCCCGACUAAAUGCCACUCCAAAGAAAAUUGCUAGGACUCACAAUGAGAAAGUAACUGCCUCAAAAGAGCCUAGUCUACAAAAAGCAGCCGCUAAGAAAUUCACAAGCCAGAUGUUUUGUAAUGAGAAGCGUAAGAGACUACACUGGACGACUGAAGAAGAAGAAAUGCUCAGGGAAGGAGUGCAGAAAUUUUCAACUAAAGUGAACAAAAAUCUACCUUGGAGAAAAAUUUUGGAAUUCGGUCGCCAUGUUUUUGAUCCAACUCGUAAUCCAGCUGAUCUCAAGGAUAAAUGGAGGAACAUCAUGGCCAAAGAGUCCUCAACUGUCAACAGGAGCUAAUGUUGAUUACAUUGGUGAUUGGACUCAACAGGAAGAAGGUUUAUCAAAUAUAGCUGCGAAUUGCAUUUUGGCCCCAAAAGAAUGUGGUAAGCGGAGUUAGAAAUACCAUCAUCGAUGUAGUCUUAAGAGGCUAUUUGAGGACCCUGACUGAACAAUUCAAGGCUGUUUUACCCUCGAACAUAAUCAAGAUCUAAAAUGUACAACGCAAUGAAGAAAGAAAGCAAUAGAAUAUCAGCUCUUUGCUAACCAGUUCAUUACCUGAAGUAAAUCCAAAUGUCCGCUAGUACUGCCUUUCUGAGGCAGGUAUACCCAGUAAAAUUCGAAAGUAUAUUAUAUUAUGUUGCAAUUAAAACUCUGUAUCAGGCUUCUUAGACAUACUUAAAGAAACAAAAUUUUGAAAUGGAAAUAAACCACUAAGAAAUUGUCUUGAAAGCAGCCUGUUUUAGUAAAUGUGUUUUGUGUUGUCUUUCUCUCUGCUGACGGGAACUCUAGUCAGCCGGAGCCUGAGGAUUGUUCGUAUAAUUAUCAAUACUCCAAACCCGAGGAAUCGCAUGGACACGGCCCAAAUAGUUGAGGCGAAGUGCAAGAAUCAGUAUAUGCUAAAUCUGUGUGGAUAAAUUUUCAAUCCUGGAGCAUUUCCUAUCUGUAAUUCACAGCUUUAUCAAUAAAGUUUAUUAUAAAAUAUGAACAUUUAUAAAAUAAAUGUUUUGUUUGUAAAUUACAAUUAUUCGUUUCUUAAAAGAUAACAUCCAAU